AUGGACGCCUCAUCUGCUCAGGUGAAGGUCGUCUUCACCACCGACGAGCCAGACCUCGUCCUCCCAGAGUCCAAGAGACAACUGCUCGUGCCAGCAGACAUCAAGCGCUAUGGCCUCUCUCGCAUCUUAAACUCCGAGUCGAUGCUGGAUACUUCAUCGCCCGUCCCCCUCGACUUCCUCGCAAACGGCACCUUUUUGAAAACGAGCAUUGAAGAAUACCUCAAGUCAAAUGGCUUGUCCCAGGAGACAACGUUGACCCUGCAUUACGUCCGCAGUCUUCUGCCCCCAGUCUACGAAGCCAGCUUUGAGCACGACGACUGGGUCAGCGGCGUCGACGUCCUGUCGUCGACUUCCCCCGCCGGCCUGCUAGCUGGCGAUGCCACUGUCAACGAUCGCGUUGCCAGUUCCUCUUAUGACGGGCUUGUGCGGAUCUGGAACCCUUCUGGAACGGCAAUCGCCGUUUCCGCAGGUGGUAAAGGCGAGGGACACACUCAGCGCAUCAACGCCGUGCGAUGGCUGUCACCGACUCAGCUGGCGUCGGCCGGCCUCGAUCGAAAAGUCGUGGUGUGGGACUACAAGGAGGCGGACGAUGGCUUCUCCGGCACCCUCAAGCCCAACAUGGAACUCUGGGGCCACGAGAAGAACAUCCACAGCAUCGACGUCAACGGCGCCACCCGACGUAUCCUGACUGCCUCGUCCGACGGCCGCGUCGGCUUGUGGUCCGCCUCCAAACGAACGGCGCCCCAGGCCGACCCCGAGUCCCUCCCCUCGGCGCACAGCACCAAGCGCGCCAAGCUGUCCAACGCCGGCUCUACCGCCCAGCGCGGACCCCUGGCCAUGAUCCCCCUGCACGACGAGGCCGUCACCGCCGCCAUCUUCCACCCCAAGGACUCGACCGUCGCGUACUCGGCGUCCCUGGACCACACAGUCAAGACCAUCGACCUCACGACGCAGCGGGAAGUCUCCCGCCUGACCACCAUGCACCCCAUCCUGUGCGCGACGGCGCUGCCCGGCACGUCGCUCGUGGCGGCCGGCUCUUCGGCGAGACACAUCACCCUCCUCGACCCCAGAGAGUCCGCCGCCGCCACGGCCGCCAUGACCCUUCGCGGCCACGUCAACAUGGUCGUCUCCGUGGCCCCCAGCCCGGAAAACGACUACUCGCUCGUCUCCGGCUCGCACGACAGCACGUGCCGCGUGUGGGAUCUGCGCAGCGUCCGACCUGCGUCGUCCGAGGAGGGCGGCGGCAGCGUCAGCGAGCCCGUCUACACCAUUGGCAGGGAGUGGCUCAAGGGCAAGAAGCUGCCGCCUGCGGGAGACGGCGCCAAGGUGCUGAGCGUGGUGUGGGACAAGACUUGGGGAAUCGUCAGCGGAGGAGAGGACAAGAAGGUUCAGAUCAACCGGGGCAAGGGGCUGCUGGCAUCAUAG
Messenger RNA from Trichoderma reesei QM6a, 1425 nucleotides. RefSeq lists its product as uncharacterized. The coding region runs from base 1 to 1425 and encodes 474 amino acids. The transcript is spliced from 2 exons. The record is from RefSeq and is a predicted model, not a curated record. NCBI's taxonomy places the organism in Eukaryota, Fungi, Ascomycota, Sordariomycetes, Hypocreales, Hypocreaceae. Gene Ontology annotation, biological process: ribosome biogenesis. Gene Ontology annotation, cellular component: preribosome, large subunit precursor. Gene Ontology annotation, molecular function: protein binding.